AGAGUCAGAAUAGGACUCGCAAGAAUGUCAUCAACUACUAUAAAUACAAGGAAAAGGAAAAAAAAAAAAAAAAUAGUGUAAUAUAUAUAGUAUAUCAAAUGAAUAAAGAAAAAGAUGAGGGUGGCAGUAAUAAUAAUAUAUAAGAAGGAGAAGAAGAGGGUGGCAAAGCCCGGCGGCCUGUGGUGGUGGUCGGGCUAAUAUAUAUGUUAUAUAUAUGUGUUGUAUAAGAAGAAUUAAUAAUGGAGAAGAUGAAGAUGAUGUGUGGAUUAAGAGAGAUAGAGAAAGAAAUAGAGAGAGCAUAUUCAAUGGAUGAUAAAAGCAGUCACUAUAGUAUUACUAGUGGCAUUCUUCCUUCUCUUGGCGCUCAUAGUAAUCGUAAAAUCAAGCUUCCUCCUCACAUUAUCUCCCCCUCUAAUCCCCGUUACAGGGCUUGGAAUGGAUUUCUGGUGCUUCUUGUUUUCUACACAGCAUGGGCGUCACCUUUUCAGUUUGGAUUUCUAGACAGACCUCAUGGACCUAUUGACACCAUAGAUAACAUAGUUAAUCUUCUUUUCGCCGUUGACAUUGUCCUGACAUUCUUUGUUGCCUAUCUGGAUAAAUCAACUUACAGUAUGAUUGAUGACCCAAAGCGGAUUGCUUUGAGGUACAUAAAAUCCGGGUUUGUGUUUGAUUUGAUAUCCACCAUCCCUUCCGAACUUGCUCGGAAAGCAUUGCCUCACCAUCUUCAAUCAUAUGGAUACUUCAGUAUGCUUCGCCUCUGGCGUCUUAGAAGAGCCAGUGUCAUGUUUGCUAAAUUGGAGAAAAAUAGGAGGGUCAGUUACUUUGGAGUUCGAGUACUGAAGCUUAUAUGUGUGACUCUUUUUGCUGUUCAUUGUGCUGGCUGCUUCUACUACCUUCUUGCUGCUCGGAAAAAAGACCCAAGUAAAACUUGGCUUUCACUUUCCAUGGGAAAUUUUCAUGACAGGAGCAUCUGGAAUCUGUAUGUAAUGUGUAUGUACUGGUCCAUUACAACGCUUACAACAACUGGCUAUGGGGAUUUGCACGCUGUGGCUACAGAUGAAAUGAUAUUCACCAUGAUUUACAUGCUAUUCAACCUCGGGUUGACUGCAUAUCUUAUUGGAAAUAUGACCAACUUGGUCGUCCAUGGAACCAGUAAGACUAGGAAAUUCAGGGAUACUAUUCAAGCUGCCUCAAGCUUUGCACAAAGGAAUAAGCUGCCGGUUCGGCUUGAAGAACAGAUGCUAGCUCACUUGUGUUUGAGGUACAGAACAGAUUCGGAAGGUCUACAGCAGCAAGAAACUCUUGGAACACUACCCAAAGCUAUUCGAUCUGGCAUUUCACAUUAUCUAUUCUAUUCACUGGUCGAUAAGGUGUACUUAUUCCAUGGUGUAUCAGAUGACUUACUUUUUCAACUGGUUGCUGAGAUGAAGGCCGAGUAUUUCCCUCCAAGAGAGGAUGUCAUUUUGCAAAAUGAAGCACCUACAGAUUUGUACAUUCUGGUUAAUGGAGUAGUGGAACUUGUAUCACACAGGAAUGGGAUGGAUCAGGUAGUUGGCGAGUUGAAGAACGGAGGCGUUUGUGGAGAAGUUGGUGUGCUUUGCUAUAGGCCUCAACUCUUUACUGUUCGAACGAAAAGAACAUCCCAACUGCUACGCUUGGAUCGUACUUCAUUUUUCAACAUCGUUAAAGCAAAUAUAGGAGACGGGACAAUAAUCAUGAACAAUCUCCUUCAGCAUUUGAAAGAGCGAAAGGAUCCAAUGAUGACAACGGUAUUAGCAGAUAUAGAACAUAUGCUGGCUCAGGGAAGAAUGGACAUGCCUCUCAGCUUAUGUUUUGCAGCAAACAGAGGAGAUGAUCUUUUGUUGCGCCAAUUGCUAAAAAGGGGUAUGGAUCCGAACGAAUCUGAUAGCAAUGGACGUACAGUGUUGCAUAUAGCAGCUUCAAAAGGAAGUGUUGAAUGUAUUCUUCUACUUCUAGACUUUGGAGCAGAUCCAAAUAGAAAAGAUUCUGAAGGAAAUGUUCCAUUGUGGGAUGCAAUGAUGGGGAAGCAUGAAGCUGCGAUAAAAUUGCUUGUGGACAACGGGGCAACAAUAUCUUCAGGAGACGUAGGUCAGUUUGCUUACUUUGCAGUGGAGCAAGGCAGCCUAGACUUGCUUAAGGAGAUCAUCAAGUAUGGAGGUGAUGUCACCCUUCUUAACAACAGCUUAGGCACGACCGCAAUGCACACUGCUAUUUCUGAGGAGAACGUGGAAAUAGUUAAAUUCCUAAUGGAACAAGGAACUGAUGUUGAUAAACCAGACGUUCACGGUUGGACACCGAGAGCAUUGGCUGAAUAUCAGGGCCACGAAGAGAUAAAAGAGCUUUUCAAUUUGAUGCAACCAACUGGUAAAGAAACCAACGUCUAUCCUCCUGAAAUGCCUAGUGCUCCCUACCUUAAGAAGUAUCAGAGCGAUCCCAUGAUUCAUCUCUUAACUCCUGAAGAAACAGCAUCACCACUAGCUAGAGAAAGUGGCUCGUCCCACGGCAGAUUAAUGAAGAAAAGGGCCAGUCCCUUUCAGAAUUCACUGAUAGGAUUUAUGUCUGCAGGCCAGAGACACCAUGAUGCAGGAGGAAGCGGCCUGGAUUCUUCAACUAAAAUUGCCAGUUCACGGAUUCCAGGCAGAGUUACCAUCGGUUGUCUAGAGAAAGCUCAUAUAGGUAGAAGGGUUGUGCUUUUGCCGGAUUCCAUUCAAGAGCUACUUGAUAUUGGUACUCAGAAAUUUGGCAUCUCUCUCACCAAAGUACUAACUGAAGAUGGAGCACUUAUUGAAGACAUUGCAGUAAUAAGAGAUGGAGAUCAUCUAGUUCUUGCUGGUGAUGAUACUUCAGAAUAUUAAAACACAGCUAAUAGUAAGAAAUAAUCAUACAUAUUGCAGAAAUGAAUCUGGUUGACCUGUAAUUUUUGUGCUCACCAUUUUGGAGAUAUAGUAGAUGAUAGAUCACUAACAAGGCAAUGUAAUUACCGCAUAGAGGAAUUUGAUUCACAUAUACUCAUUGAAAAGUUGGAAGAAAUAGGACAACCGUGUUGGGCUGUGUUUUGCGUGGGGGGUGGUGCAAAAUGUAUAAAAUUUACAGAUAACAAAAUCUUCUUCUCAAUUAUUGAGAAUUCUUAUGCACGUAAUAUAAC
This is a messenger RNA of Lycium ferocissimum, 3166 nucleotides long. RefSeq names its product potassium channel AKT1-like. The record is from RefSeq and is a predicted model, not a curated record. The coding region runs from base 240 to 2876 and encodes 878 amino acids. NCBI's taxonomy places the organism in Eukaryota, Viridiplantae, Streptophyta, Magnoliopsida, Solanales, Solanaceae. Gene Ontology annotation, biological process: transmembrane transport; potassium ion transport. The transcript has 9 exons. Gene Ontology annotation, molecular function: voltage-gated potassium channel activity; protein binding. Gene Ontology annotation, cellular component: membrane.